AUGGCACACACCCAGCUUUCGCCAAACAAUAGGGCUUCGUCGUCACAAGCACCUGGUGGCCCAUAUGAAGGACCAAUGCCGGCGGAAUACCAAGAUACAACCCAUCACCCUACGGAUGUCAUUGCCCUUGAUCAGAUGGCCAUGCCAAGUGUCGUUCCUGUGUUCGGUGAUGAUGGUGGCAUGAACAAAUCACCAUACGUGGGCAUGCCUGAAGACUUCAUGGCGUAUUUAUUCAAUUCACUUCCUUCUCAAGACUCACCUCCAGGAUAUGGACUUCAUGGGGUGGCUUCCAAUUAUGGGGAAUUGCAGGACACGCAUUAUUCAACACCAUUCCUAGUCAAUGGUAUGACGCAGACUGGCCACUUUCCUACCGCAUCUCAGCAUAUCAUGUCUGUGACCAACUUACUUGACGAAAAUUCGCCUGAAACGAACAUAUCAGAUGAGAGAAGCCAAGAAAUCUUUGAUUUCAUCUUUGACCGGUUUCAUGAACAAGAUGUUGCCCCGCCUGAACGAAGCCGAGACAGCAUUGUAAGCGGCAACCGAGAGCACGACAACCAUAUGCUGAGUCGUAGAAUGAUGCAAGCAUACCUUGGUUCCUAUUGGUAUCACUUCAGCGAUCAGCUUCCGAUUUUGCAUCGACCAACUUUCGACUCUGGCAGGACACCAAAUCUACUGCUACUAGCAAUGAUGACUAUCGGAGCUGCUUGUCUAGAUCGAACAUAUGGGCAACAGGUCCUAACAGCAGGUGCCAAACUUUCAAAUUUCAUUGCCCGGCAUCUGAGAUGGGAAAUCUUUAUGGAUACAAACUUCCGGCCCCCCGCAAAGCUGUGGGUUUUCCAAACGCUGAUUCUGUUGGAGUUAUAUGAAAAGAUGUUUUCAACAAGAGAACUGCAUGAACGUGCUCAUAUUCAUCAUGCAACCAUGAUUACACUCAUGCGUCGAGGUCGGUCACUUAUUGGGAAAUCGUCCAUGGAUUCACCUCCCAAUCAAAGGGAAACACCGAAUGGCUCCAAAACGGCGCCCGGCAUCGGCCAAACGCCGGAAGAAUGGUGGAAUCAUUGGGUUACCAACGAGGCUACCAAACGGGCAGCAUUCGCUGCUUUUAUCAUCGAUUCUACCCAUUCCACCAUGUUUGGGCACUCGGCAGUGAUGGUUACUCAUGAAAUGAGGCUGCCAUUGCCCUGUGACGAAUCUUUAUGGCGAGCGAGAAGCAGUGCUGAGGUAGGAAGGGCCGAGGCCAGUCUCAAUGCUAGAGGCAUUCGCCCAAUCUCUUUUCUUGAAGGACUCAAGUGUACAUUGAGCCAUCAGGACGUCAAGACAACGUCUUUCGGAAGGACUGCUCUCAUGGCCGGCCUGAUGAGCGUGACAUAUCAUAUGCAGCAACGAGAUCUUCAGGUCAACGUCCUCGGUGGGGGAGUGAUCCAAGCCUUGGGUGGUCGAGACAAGUGGCGCGCGGCAUUGACAAGGGCGUACGACUGGUGGAAGAGCGAUUUCGACAGAGGACUUGAGGAUAAUGAGCCGUCUAAUGAUCCUUACGGCCAAGGAAGCACCAGAAAUGAAGCGCACAUUGUGUUUGGCAGCCGGACGGUUUUGCACAAUCUGGCUCACAUGGCGAUGCAUGCGGAUAUCGUUGACUGCCAAAUGUUUGCCCGUGCGAAACGACUCCUUGGAAGAACUAUUGGCGCUCAAGAAUUUAGCAGUGCUCAGAAGCGUGUCAAGGAACAAUGGGCACCGUCGGCGAGAGCACGAGACGCCACGUUUUAUGCAUUAAAACUUUUGAGCUCUGUCCUGCUGCCAGAUGCAGCAGUCUCUACGAAUACAGCCAGUCCCUGGCCCAAAGGCGUUUAUGAGACUCGCUACGAUGUUCUAAUGAACCGGCCUUGGGUUCUCUACUUUGCUGCCUUGAUAGUUUGGUGUUACGGGUACGCACUGGAAGGACCCUGUGGCGAUGUGACGAGAAAUAAUACUGCAGACGAGAGUCAGCAGCAAAUGAAGCACUAUCUGCUAAGAUAUGCGAGCGUUGCGGAUCCGGAUGAGCUACGGACCAUGCGAGGCAUCAACAAUAAUACGGCGCUGUUGACGGUGUUGCGGGACUCGUUCGGGAAUACAAGGUGGGAUCUACUGCAUGAAGGCGCUCAUUUAAUGAGAAACUGUAUAAUUUUGAACAGUGGUGGCACUGUGUGA
Messenger RNA from Pochonia chlamydosporia 170, 2184 nucleotides. Its product is annotated as C2H2 finger domain-containing protein. Bases 1 to 2184 code for a protein of 727 amino acids. Gene Ontology annotation, molecular function: RNA polymerase II cis-regulatory region sequence-specific DNA binding; DNA-binding transcription factor activity, RNA polymerase II-specific; zinc ion binding. Gene Ontology annotation, biological process: DNA-templated transcription; regulation of transcription by RNA polymerase II. Lineage: Eukaryota; Fungi; Ascomycota; Sordariomycetes; Hypocreales; Clavicipitaceae. Gene Ontology annotation, cellular component: chromatin. The record is from RefSeq and is a predicted model, not a curated record. The transcript is spliced from 2 exons.